UGUGUAUGGUAAUAAGCGGCUGCGGCGCUGUGCCCCACUCCGCCUCCCCGGGGCUGCGCCGCUGCUGCCAUCGACGCUAUGCGCCCAGCUCCGCCGCUGCCCCAGCUGCCCCGCCGCCGGGCUCCUAUAUAAGUGUUGGAGCGGGACCCAGGGGGCUCCUGAAGAUGAGGGCUCCGCCGCCUCCGUCCUCUCUGCAGAGCUCAGCGCUUCUGGCCGGCCGCCUGCCAGGGGAGAGCACAGCCCAGCGCCCCGCAGCAGCGGCAGGGGGCCGCGCAGGGCAGCGGCGCAGGGAGUAACUGCAUAGCGCUGGCGGCUCCCCUGCCCCCGCGGCCGCUGCCAUGAGUUGCUCGGACGUGGUGAUGCACCAUUCCCAGGCGGCGUGUGGGGCGCCCCAGUAUCUGCCAAGCCCGGUGGCGGCAGCCGCGUAUUGCCCCCUUCUUGCGCCCAGCCAGCAGAAGAAGUUAGCUGUUUACAACAAGAUGCAAGAGUCCCUGGAGGUGACCCUUCCCAGCAAACAAGAAGAGGAUGAAAAAGACCAGCCCACUGAGAUGGAAUACCUUAACUCUCGCUGUGUCCUUUUCACUUACUUCCAGGGAGACAUUGGGUCAGUAGUGGAUGAACACUUCUCAAGAGCUUUGAGCCAAGCCAGCAGCUUCAACCCAGAAACUGCCCUUUCAAAAAGCAAGCCAGGGCUAAGCCCUCUGUGGAGAGAGAGCUCAACAAUUUCAAGCCAACGGAGCAGUUUCCCAGCUUCAUUUUGGACCAGCUCUUAUCAACCUCCACCUCCGCCAUGCUUGAGUGGAGUCCAUCCUGACUUCCCAGUCACUGCACCAGGCACCUUCCCAACAGCAGAUCCUAGCAGCUGGCCAGGACACAGCCUUCAUCAGACUGCCCCACCUCCUCCCUCUACUGCAUCAGAAUCCUGGCAUUAUCCUUUAGCAUCUCAGGUUAGCCCUUCAUAUGCGCACAUGCAUGAUGUGUACAUGCAUCACCAUCACCCCCAUCCACACAUGCAUCAUCACCAUCCGAGCUCUCACCUUGACCCACGGUAUGGAUCCCUAUUGAUGCCUUCAGUACGUGCAGCCAGGAUUCCUGCUCCACAGUGUGACAUGACAAAGACAGAUCCUACUACUGUCACCAGUGCUACCUCAGCAUGGGCUGGAGCCUUUCACGGAACAGUGGACAUCGUGCCAAGCUUCGGGUUUGACACAGGUCUACAGCAUCAGGACAAGAGCAAGGAAUCUUCUUGGUUCUGAAGAUCAGAUGCAUCUUAGCACCAGCUAGUGUCCCCACAGCUGGGAUGAUGAUAUUGAAACUGUUGACUGUUUCUGCAUGGGGGCAGAGGACACACCGCUAAGGAGAAGAUGAAGAGCCAGUCAUUCUGGUUUUGCUAUUGAGCCUUUUCUUUGGCAGGCCACUUCUGGGUCCCAGAACAUAGAAGAAAAAAAACUUGUUUUUCUUUCUUUCCUCAUCUGAGCCUGCUGCAUCUGUGCAACCUAACUCCGUUUUGCUCCUUUAACAGUGUUUUGUUUUGUUCAUUCUGGUGGGUUUUUUUGUGCACAGCCUUGAUUGUAGGGAAAAGACUGUGCCUUGACUACAGUGCUCAUCCUUGCAGGAAUAGAGUUUUUGUAGCUCUUUGUGUGUCUAUUUUUGUAGAAAUACAGAAAGUUUGGGUAAGAAUUGGUGGACUAUUUUAGGAUGCCAUAUUUUUUUAAAAAAAAAUUGUUAAAUUGUUAAGUUCUGUUUAAAGAACUUGCUCUCAGAGAAGCACUGGCAAAAAAUGUAUAAAAUGCUUAUUUUUAGAUGUUUGUGUUUGUGUGUUUGUUUUGUUACCUCAAUUGUCUUUUUUUAAAGAGCAAACCCUUUGCUAGUCCAAUCCUUCAUUGUUUCCGUUUUGCAAGAUUUUGCAUUUUUUGUCCUUUAUUCUAGCUUAAACAGCUAUAGUUUACUUUUAACAUUUCUACUAAAUAUUUUUCCUGCCUAAUUGUAGAAAUGGUGCCUAUAUUUUCUUUUUCUUGCUUCUGAAAAUGGCUUUGUGCUGUGCUGACUAUGAGAAGAAAUGUGUGAAACCUUUAGCAUGGGGCAAAGUCUGCCUUUAUUAUAGGAUCUAUAUUCUCAACCCAUUCAUUCUUUCAAAAUGGACCAAAUAUUUAUAUGGACUUAAAGGAGAAAAUGAGCCUGGGCCUGACCCACUGUCCAUCGAAGUGAAUGGAAAGCCUCUCAUUGACAUCCAUGGACUCUGGAUCAGGCCCUCUUUCUGUGAUAACCAUCCACAAAUUGGUAUUUUCAUUUCUAAUAAUUUUGGGAGGCAGGAGUUUUAGUUUAGGCCAUUUGAAGAGUGAUUUUUUUUUUUCACGUGAACAUUCAAGGAUAAAAUACAGGUUUUGCAAAAAGCUACAACUCGUGGAAACAAGGUGUUUUCAUAAGGCCAGAUCUUGCAAUUUGCUGAAUAGCUUGUAUGAGUUGCUUGAGUGCCUUCAGCUCCUAUUGAAUUCAACUUAGGCUGAAGUUUUCAAAAGUUGGCCUCCGAUCUCUGGUCCCUCAUUGUUUGGUUGCCCAAUCUGAGACAUGUUAGGGACUGAAUCUGAUCGCCUGCAGCUCCUAUGGACUUCAUGGGCAGUUGUGAAUUUUUAGCCUUGGGCUAUCCAUUUAAGAAUCCACUCUGAGAUAACUUUUUGAUAAUUUUAACCACAGAAGUUUGCAAGAGGAUUGCUGGAUUGGACCUGAUCCAGAAGCCCUC
Trachemys scripta elegans is the source of this 2740-nucleotide messenger RNA. RefSeq names its product vestigial like family member 3 (gene VGLL3). Gene Ontology annotation, cellular component: nucleus. The coding region runs from base 339 to 1256 and encodes 305 amino acids. The transcript has 4 exons. Gene Ontology annotation, biological process: regulation of transcription by RNA polymerase II. Lineage: Eukaryota; Metazoa; Chordata; Testudines; Emydidae. The record is from RefSeq and is a predicted model, not a curated record.